Pipra filicauda (Wire-tailed manakin) is the source of this 9462-nucleotide messenger RNA. It is a transcript of the gene HSPG2, whose product is annotated as heparan sulfate proteoglycan 2. The record is from RefSeq and is a predicted model, not a curated record. The coding region runs from base 1 to 9462 and encodes 3153 amino acids. Lineage: Eukaryota; Metazoa; Chordata; Aves; Passeriformes; Pipridae. The transcript is spliced from 68 exons. Gene Ontology annotation, molecular function: protein binding.
AUGGGGCGGCGGGGCCCGGCGGCGCUGGGGACCCUCCUGCUCCUGGGGACCCUCCUGGCGGUGAGUGGGGCCGGGGGGCGCCGCGGGGAGCGGGCUCGGGGUCCCCCCGCCCGGCCGGGAGGUCCCGUAAAGGAGUUGGGGGCCUCGGAGUUGGGGUCCCGCACCCCGUCCCCCUGCGAGCCCAACGAGUUCAAAUGUGCCAACGGGCACUGCGCCCUCAAGCUCUGGCGCUGCGACGGCGAGAACGACUGCGGGGACGGCUCCGACGAGAGCGACUGCCCCACCAAGGCGCCCGGCGCGGCCUGCGGGCCGGCGGAGUUCCGGUGCGUGUCCAGCGGGAGCUGCAUCCGGGCGAGUUACCAGUGCGACAGGGAGCCCGACUGCCCCGACCGCAGCGACGAGGUCGGCUGUGUGCCCCCGCAGGUGGUGACACUGCCGCGGGAGUCGGUGGUGGCGGUGCCAGGCCAGACCGUCACCUUCACCUGUGUGGCCACCGGUGUCCCCACCCCCAUCGUCACCUGGCGCCUAAACUGGGGACACACCCCCAGCAGCCACAGGGUAUCGAUCGUGAGCGAGGCCGGGCAGGGCACCCUGACCAUCCGGGACGUGAAGGAGGCCGACCAAGGCGCCUACACCUGCGAGGCCAUCAACACCCUGGGCAUGGUGUUUGGCAUCCCCGACAGCAUCCUCACCGUCACCCGCCCUGGGCCGUGUCCCGAGGGGCACUUCCAGGUGACGGGGACAUCCCGCUGCCUGCCCUGCUUCUGCUUCGGCGUCACCACCUCGUGCCGCGGCACCGCCCGGCACCGGCACCGGCUCCACCUGCGCUUCGACCGCCCCGACGACACCAAGGGUGUCAACGUGACGGUGCCGGCGGCGCCGGCCGCACCAGUGCUCUCGGCCACCCAGCUCCACGUGGACGCAGCCGUGGAGGAAUUCCAGCUCCUGGAUCUGUCCCGGCGCUUCCUGGCGCUCGACGUCUUCUGGGCGCUGCCAGAGCCCUUCCUUGGGGACAAGGUGGACGCCUACGGGGGAGCGCUGAGCUAUGGGGUGCGGUACCGGCUGGGCCGGGGGCCCCCCGAGCCCACCACCCACCCCGACCUGCUGCUGCGGGGCCACGGGCGGCAGCUGCGGGCACGGGCUGGGGCCACCCAGCCCAACAUCCUCAACCGACGGCACGUGCCCCUCACCGAGGAGCACUGGGAGGAUGAGCAGGGUGCCCCGGUGAGCCGGGAGCUGCUGCUGCUGGUGCUGCAGGAUCUGGAGGGCAUCUUCAUCCGGGCGGUGUACGACGGGCGCAUGGCCAGCGUGGGGCUCAGCGACGUGGCCAUGGAUGUCACCAGCGCCGGGGACACCGGCCUGGGGCCGGCUGGCAACGUUGAGGAGUGCAGGUGCCCCGUGGGCUACACAGGGCUGUCGUGCCAGCGCUGUGCCCCCCGCUUCGAGCGGGUGACGAGGGGACCCUACCUGGGGACCUGCUCCGGCUGCGGCUGCCACGGCCACUCCAGCACCUGCGACCCCGUGUUUGGGCACUGCCUGAACUGCCAGCACAACACAGAGGGGCCACAGUGUGAGAAGUGCAGACCCGGCUUCUUCGGCGAUGCCACCAAGGGCACGGCCACCGCCUGCCACCCCUGUCCCUGUCCCUACACGGAGCCCUCACGCAGGUUCUCGGAGUCGUGCUUUCUGGACACGGACGGCCAGGCCACCUGCGACGCCUGCGCCCCUGGAUACGCCGGCCGGCGCUGCGAGAGGUGUGCCCCAGGCUAUGAGGGAGACCCCAUCCAGCCAGGUGGCAAGUGCACCCCAGUCGGUCAAGAGCUUGUCAAGUGUGAUGCCCGUGGGGGCCAGGACGAGGCUGGUGGCACCUGUCGCUGCAAGCCCAACGUGCGGGGCCGGCUCUGCGACUCCUGUGCCGCGGGCACCUUCCACCUGAGCGCUGCCAACCCCGCGGGCUGCCUGCCCUGCUUCUGCAUGGGGCUGUCCCGCUCCUGCGCCAGCUCCGCCUGGCACCGGCACCAGGUGCUGCUGACCUCGGAGGACUCUGCCCCGCUGCCCCUGGCCAACGUGUCGGGCACCCCCCUGCCAGGGGCCGUGCCCCGCUUCGUGUCCCCACGGGAGCUGCUCCUCGACACCUUCCGGGACCUGCCGCGGGGUGUCCUGUACUGGGUGCUGCCACCACCCUUCGCCGGGGACAAGGUGACGGCGUACGGGGGGGAGCUGCGGUACACGGUGACACACCGCGCCCCCCCGGGGGCCCCCCCGCCCCCCCGGCACCCCGACGUCCUGCUCCAGGGCAACGGGAUCCUCCUGGAGCACUUCUCCAGUGCCACCCCCCCGGCCGGGGUCCCCACUGCCAUCACCGUGCCCAUCCGAGAGGGCGCCUGGCGCCGCGCGGACGGGCACGAUGCCACCCGCGAGCACCUGCUGAUGGCCCUGGCCGACGUGGACCUGUUCAUGAUCCGGGCGUCCUACUCAGAGCAGCCAGAGGAGAGCAGCCUGGCCGAUGUCAGCCUGGACGUGGCAGUGCCACACGUCACCGGCCGCCCGCCCGCGCUGGAGGUGGAGGACUGUGCCUGCCCGCCCGGGUACCGCGGGGCCUCCUGCCAGGACUGUGACACCGGCUACACCCGCAGCAGCGCCGGGCUCUACCUGGGCACGUGUGAGCCGUGCCAGUGCCACGGCCACGCCGGCGAGUGCCACCCCGACACCGGCGUCUGCCAGGGCUGCCGGGAUCACACGGAGGGACCCCAGUGUGACAAGUGCCAGCCCGGCUACUAUGGCGAUGCCACCCGGGGCACCGCGGGCGACUGCCGGCCCUGUCCCUGCCACGGGCCCCAUGGGGACAGCCAGGUGACCAAGAUCUGCUUCGAGGACACGGACGGGCAGCCCACCUGCAGCGCCUGCGCCCCGGGGCACGGCGGGCGCCUCUGUGAGAGGUGCUUGCCCGGGUACGUGGGGGACCCACCGCGGGGACAACCGUGCCAAGUGCCCGGCGUCCCCGGGGGGCAGUGCCAGUGUGACCCGCGCGGCAGCACCGGCGAGGGCUGUGAUGCCAACGGGCAGUGCCGCUGCAAGGCCAAUGUGGAGGGUCCCCACUGUGCCACCUGCCGUGCCCAUCACUUCCACCUGAGCGGGGCCGAGCCGGCCGGGUGCCUGCCCUGCUUCUGCAUGGGCAUCGUGCAGCACUGCGCCAGCACCGCCCUCGCCCGCGGCACCGUCCGGACGCCCUUCGCCCCGGGGGAUGCCCAGGGGUUCGCCCUGGUGAACAGGCAGCGCAGCACCCGCGUGGGCAGCGGCUUCGGGGUCCAGCCGGGCACCCCCCACCCCGUCCUGACCUACGAGCGCUUCGGGGAGCUGCCCCCCGACUCCUACUACUGGCAGCUGCCACCCCCCUACCAGGGGGACAAGGUGGGCUCCUACGGUGGGCGCCUGCGCUAUACCCUGACCUACACCCCGGGGGGCCCGGGAGCCCCCCAGCCUGACGCCGACAUCCAGAUCACGGGCAACGACAUCACGCUGGUGGCCCAUCAGCCCGAGCUGCCCCCGCGGACCCCCCAGGCCUUUGAGAUCAUUUUCCGGGAGCAAUACUGGCAGCGGCCGGACGGGCAGCCGGCGACGCGGGAGCACCUGCUGAUGGCCCUGGCGGACCUGGACGAGAUCCUGAUCCGGGCCACCUACUCCACGAGCACGGCCUCGGCCGGCAUCGCCGGCGUGGCCAUGGACACGGCCGUGCCCCCCCAGCCCGGCCUGCCCCCCGCCCCCGAGGUGGAGGAGUGUCGCUGCCCCCCCGGCUACCACGGGCUGUCCUGCCAGGACUGUGCCCCCGGGUACACGCGCACCGGGGGGGGGCUGUACCUGGGGCACUGCGAGCUGUGCGAGUGCAACGGGCACUCCGAGAGCUGCCACCCCGAGAGCGGCGCCUGCUCCGGAUGUUUGCACAACACGGCCGGGGACUUCUGUGACCAGUGUGCCCCCGGGUUCUACGGGGACGCCACGGCCGGGACCCCCGAGGACUGCCAGCCCUGCGCCUGCCCCCUCCCGUACCCCGAGAACCAGUUUUCCAGGACGUGUGAGAGUUUGGGAGGUGGCGGGUACCGCUGCACCGCCUGUGAGCCGGGCUACACCGGGCAGUACUGCGAGCGCUGUGCCCCCGGGUUCCGGGGUGACCCCACGGUGCGCGGGCAGGGCUGUGUCCCCGCGGGCCCCCCGCCCGCGCUGGCCGUGCGGGUGCACCCCCCGCGCACGGCGGUGCCGCGGGGCAGUGCGGUCACCCUGCGGUGCCAGGCCAGCGGGGAGCCCCCCCUCUACUACCACUGGGGGCGGGAGGACGGCAGAGCCCUCCCCGAGGGCGCCCAGAGCCGCCGCCAAGGCGAGGAGCUGCACUUCCCCAGCAUCCAGCCCUCGGAGGCCGGAGUCUACGUGUGCUCCUGCCGCAACCUCCGGCACAGCAACGCCAGCCGUGCCGAGGUCAUCGUCACCGAGACCCCCGACAAGCCCAUCACUGUCACCGUGGAGGAGAAGCGGGUGCAGCGGGUGCAGCCGGGCGCCGACGUCACCUUCGUCUGCACCGCCAAGAGCAAGUCUCCCGCCUACACCCUGGUGUGGACGCGGCAGAACCACGGGACGCUGCCCGCGGGCGCCGUGGACUUCAACGGGAUCCUGACGCUGCGCGGGGUGCGGCCCCAGGACGCCGGGGUCUACGUGUGCACCGGCUCCAACAUGCUGGACAUGGACCAGGGCACCGCCACACUCUACGUCCAGGCAGCCUCGAAGACUCAGAUGUUUUACGGCCCUGUUGAGUUCAUGGAGGGGCACAGACCGGCCGGCACCGCCACCGCCCCCACCGCCAGCGUGGAGCCGGCGCAGCUGAGCGUGGCACCGGGGCAGCCGGCGGAGUUCCGCUGCGUGGGCACCGGCAGCCCCGCGCCCACCCUCGAGUGGCUCGGAGCGCUGCCGCCUCAGGCCAUGGUGCAGGGCGGGACGCUGCGGUUCGGCGCCGUGGAACCCGCCGACGAGGGGCACUACGAGUGCCGGGCACGCAGCAGCGCCGGGCAGCACACGGCACGGGGGUACCUGCACGUGCAAGCCGCCGGCACUCCCCAGGUGCAGGUGAGCCCGGAGCGGACGGAGGUGCAGGAGGGCUCCACAGUGCGGCUCUACUGCCGGGUCUCGGGGUCCCCCACCGCCACCAUCACCUGGGAGAAGCAGGGGGGCACCCUGCCGCCUCAGUCGCGCGCCGAGCACGGUGACAUCGCCACGCUGGUCAUCCCCGCCGUGACGGCGGCCGACGGUGGAGUCUACCUCUGCGUGGGCACCAGCGCCGCCGGCACGGCCCGCGCCGCCAUCGAGGUGGCCGUGGUGCCAGGGACGGCGCCGCCCGUCCGCAUCGAGUCCUCGUCCCCAUCCGUCACCGAGGGGCAGACCCUGGACCUGGACUGUGUGGUGGCAGGGCCCGGCUCUGCCACCGUGGUGUGGUACAAGCGCGGGGGCUCCCUGCCCGCCGGGCACCAGGUCUCGGGGUCCCGGCUCCGGGUGCCCCACGUCACGGCGGCUGACUCAGGGGAAUACGUGUGCCGGGCGAGCCUGGGCACCACCGUCCGCGAGGCCUCUGUCACCGUCACUGUCGUGGCCGCGGCCGGCUCGUCCUACGGGCCCCCGGCUUCGGGUGUCCCUGUGCGGAUCGAGGCGUCCUCAUCCACCGUGGCUGAGGGACAGACCCUGGACCUCAACUGCAUCGUGGCUGGGCAGGGACAGGCCACUGUCACCUGGUACAAGCGCGGGGGGACCCUCCCGGCCAAGCACCAGGUGUCUGGCUCCCGGCUGCGGCUGCUGCAGGUGACGGCGGCCGACUCGGGCGAGUAUGUGUGCCGGGUGACCAGCGGGGCCACCACCAGGGAGAGCGCGGUCAUGGUGACCAUCCAGCCCAGCGGGGCCAGCGCCUACCCCCCAGGCAACACCACCCCCCUGCACAUCGACUCCCCGUCCUCCGCUGUGGUCGAGGGACAGACCCUGGACCUCAACUGUGUCAUCGCCAGUGGCCCUGCCCAGGCCACUGUCACCUGGUACAAGCGCGGGGGGACCCUCCCGGCCAAGCACCAGGUGUCUGGCUCCCGGCUGCGGCUGCUGCAGGUGACGGCGGCCGACUCGGGCGAGUACGUGUGCCGGGUGACCAGCGGGGCCACCACCAGGGAGACCUCCAUCAUGGUGACCAUCCAGCCCAGUGGGGCCGGCGCCUACCCCCCGGGCAGCACGACCCCCCUGCGCAUCGAGUCGUCAUCCCUGUCAUCCCCCGUGACCGAGGGACAGACCCUGGACCUCAACUGUGUCAUCGCCAGCCCCGCCCAGGCCACUGUCACCUGGUACAAGCGCGGGGGGACCCUCCCAGCCAAGCACCAGGUGUCUGGCUCCCGGCUGCGGCUGCUGCAGGUGACGGCGGCCGACUCGGGCGAGUACGUGUGCCGGGUGACCAGCGGGGCCACCACCAAGGAGAUCUCCAUCAUGGUGACCAUCCAGCCCAGCAGGGCCGGCGCCUACCCUGCUGGUGUCACCCCCCCUGUGCGCAUCGAGUCCUCGUCCUCCUCCGUGGCCGAGGGACAGACCCUGGACCUCAACUGCAUCGUGGCUGGGCAGGGACAGGCCACUGUCACCUGGUACAAACGUGGGGGGUCCCUCCCAGCCAAGCACCAGGUGUCAGGCACCCGCCUGCGCAUCCCGCAGGUGACAGCGGCUGACUCGGGGGAGUACGUGUGCCGGGUGACAUCGGGCACUGCCACACAUGAGACAUCCCUCAUCGUCACCAUCCAGACUGGCGCCGGCUCCUCUUACGGCGUCGGUGUCACGCCGCCGGUGAGGAUCGAGACUUCGUCUGCUGCCGUCACUGAGGGACAGACCCUGGACCUCAACUGCAUGGUGGCAGGACAGGGUCACCCCCAUGUCACCUGGUACCGGCGCGGGGGGGCUCUGCCCCCCAACAGCCAGGUGUCGGGGACCCGCCUACGCCUCGCCCAGGUGGCGGUGGCCGAUUCGGGGGAGUACGUGUGCCGGGUGACCCUGGGCAGCGUCACGCAGGAGGCGUCUGUCAUUGUCACCGUGCCCAGCAGCGCCGGCACCUACUACCCCUCUGGUGUCUCCCAGCCCCUCCACAUUGAGUCCUUGUCCUCGGCCAUCGCCGAGGGACAGACCCUGGACCUCAACUGCGUGGUGGCCGGGUCCGGCCCCACCACCGUGACGUGGUACAAGCGCGGGGGGUCUCUGCCCGCCAGCCACCAGGUGUCGGGCAGCCGCCUGCGCAUCCCCCAGGUGACAGCGGCCGACUCGGGCGAGUACGUGUGCCGGGUGACAUCGGGGGGCGUCACCCAGGAGACAUCCCUCAUCGUCACCAUCGAUGACGGGGCCAACCCAUCCCACUCCUCUGCCAUCACGCCGCCCAUCCGCAUCGAGUCCUCGGCGUCCUCUGUCACUGAGGGGCAGACCCUGGACCUGGACUGCGUGGUGGCCGGGGAGGGACAGGCCACCAUCACCUGGUACAAGCGUGGGGGGUCCCUCCCGGCCAAGCACCAGAUGUCGGGGUCCCGCCUGCGGCUGUCGCAGCUCUCGGUGGCCGACUCGGGGGAGUACGUGUGCCGGGCAGACACGGGCAGUGUCUCCCGCGAGGCCACUGUCACCGUCACCGUCACCUCCCGGGACAGCUCCAGCUACCGCCUGCAGAGCCCCAUCAUCUCCAUCGACCCGCACAGCAUGGCCGUGGCACCGGGGGAAGAUGCCACCUUCAAGUGCCGCGUCCAUGACGGCGCCCGGCCCGUCAACGUCACCUGGCGGAUGGGACCUGGCCAGCACUUCCAAGACAACGUGAAAAUCAGCGCUAAUGGCUCGGUCAUCUCCAUCACUGGUGCCCACGUGGGCAACCAGGGCGCCUACCACUGCGUGGCCUCCAACCGCUUCGGCGUCGCCAGCAGCGUCGUCAACCUCGUGGUGCAAGGUGCCCCCACCGUGUCAGUCAUGCCACCAGGCCCCGUGACGGUGAAGGAGGGCAAAUCCCUGAGCCUGGAGUGCCUCGGGCGGGGUGAGCCGCGGCCGCUGGUGCGCUGGAGCCGGCUGGGCUCCCGGCAGAAGGUGGAGCACCAGACCCUGCUGCACAUGGACAGCCAGGCCAUCCUGCAGCUCUCGCCGGCCAAGCCGGAGCACGCCGGGACCUACGUGUGCACGGCACACAGCGCGCUGGGCUCGGCGCAGGCGCGGGUGGACGUGGGCGUGGAGUCGGCGCAGCGGCACCCCGGCACCCCUGAGGUCACCGCGCCGGCCACCGUCACCGUGGUGGCCGGGGACACGGCCACGCUGCACUGCACUGCCACAGGGGACCCGAUGCCGCGGAUCGAGUGGUCGAAGCUGCGGGCACCCCUGCCCUGGCAGCACCGCGUGGUCAACGGGACCCUGGUGAUCCCUCGUGCCGCACAGCAGGACUCAGGCCAGUACAUCUGCAAUGCCACCAGCCCCGUGGGCUCCACAGAGGUCUUCGUCACCCUGGACGUGGAGACCGCUCCGUACGCCACGGUGCUGCCGGAGGACGCCGCGGUGCGCGCGGGGGACUCGCUGCAGGUGCAGUGCCUGGCUCACGGCACCCCCCCGCUGCACUACACCUGGGCCAAGGUGAACGGGAGCCUGUCGGGGCGCGUGUCCCACCGCGCCGGCCUCCUGCGCAUCGGCCCCGCCGCCCCCGCCGACGCCGGCACCUACCGCUGCCUGGUCACCAACCGCGUGGGCACCGCCGAGGCCGUCGCCCGCGUGGCCGUCCACGGUGGCACUGCUGAAGGUGUGGACAUCGGUGGUGGUCCCUUGGCCGUGCGGGUGACCCCGGGGAGCCUCGUCAAGGGAGUGGGCGGCACCGCCGAGUUCGCCUGCUCCGUGUCCGGGGACCCCCGGGCGCGUGUGGAGUGGCUGAAGGAGGGCGGGGAGCUGCCCCCCACCCACAGCGUGAGGGACGGGGUGCUGCGGAUCCCGGAGCUGGCGUGGGGGGCACAGGGGGUGUACGUGUGCCGGGCCAAUGCCCCGGGCGGGCAGGCGGAGGACAGGGCCACCCUCACCGUCCAGGCUCUCCCCAGGGCCCUGAUCAACAUCCGGACGGCCGUGCAGACGGUGCUGGUGGGGACGACAGUGGAGCUGGAGUGCCUGGGCUUGGGUGAACCGCGUCCCCACGUCACCUGGAGCAAAGUGGGGGGCCGCAUCCGGCCCGGGGUGCUGGUCCGCGCUGGCACCCUCACCAUCGAGCGGGUGGAGCGGGCGGACGCGGGGCAGUACCGCUGCACCGCCACCAACGCCGUGGGCACCGUCCAGUCCCACGUCAUCCUGCACGUGCAAGCCGCCCCCCAGAUCGCGGGGCAGCCAGAGGUGAAGGAGGUGUCCGUGGGAUCGGCGGCCGUUCUGCCGUGCCUGGCGUCCGGCUUCCCGGAGACCCAGAACUGA